This is a messenger RNA of Ostrea edulis (European flat oyster), 6433 nucleotides long. RefSeq names its product protein PTHB1-like. Bases 185 to 3013 code for a protein of 942 amino acids. The transcript is spliced from 23 exons. The record is from RefSeq and is a predicted model, not a curated record. Lineage: Eukaryota; Metazoa; Mollusca; Bivalvia; Ostreida; Ostreidae. Gene Ontology annotation, biological process: cilium assembly. Gene Ontology annotation, cellular component: BBSome; membrane.
AAUUAGACUAACUUCCGUUUGCGACUGCUCAGUGAAAAAUAUUUGGAAAGACCAUGUAGACUAGGAUAUAUAUAUGGAAUGCUUUCGUUGUUAACGUUUACUUCACUUCAUAUUUGCUCUAUUGAUUGAUUCGGAAAUGGUCCUUGUAUUCAGUUUGUCAGACUGUACAUAACUGAGAAAAACGAUGUCGCUGUUCAAAGCUCGAGAUUGGUGGUCCACAACUGUUGGGGAGGAGGAAGAGUUUGACCUUGGGUGUUUAUGUGUAGCUAAUAUUGAUAAUGCUAGCGAUGAGCUAGACAAGAUAAUUAUUGGGAGUUACCAUGGAAUAUUAAGAAUAUUCAACCCCAAGCCCACAAAGACGGAUAAUGGUUGGUCUGGUUACAAGCCAGAGGAUGUCUUGUUGGAAGCUUCUCUGCCAGAACCCAUACUUCAACUAGAGGCAGGAAAAUUUGUAUCUGGAACAGAAAAUCUACAUUUAGCUGUCCUUCAUUCAAGGAAGAUUGCAGUAUAUAAAGUUGCAGUAACCUCAGGUGCUGUAGAACAUGGCAGACAUUUUCAGUUGAAUCUAUCCUUUGAGCAUAAUCUUAAAAGAACUGCCUUCAACUUCUGUUUUGGUCCAUUUGGUGGUGUAAAAGGGAGAGACUUUCUGUGUGUCCAGUCGAUGGAUGGCACUGUGUCAAUUUUUGAGCAGGAGAGUUUUUCCUUUUGCCGGUUCUUACCAGGUGCUCUGUUACCAGGUCCAAUCAGAUAUAUGCCAAAGUUAGACAGCUUCAUAACAGUCUCAUCCACAUGGCAACUGGAGUGCUACAAAUACCAAGUAUUAGCUGUUGCGACUGAUGCCAAAACAAAAGAAGAAUCUCAGAACAUGAAAUCUGGAAAAAGGGUUACAUGGGACUGGUUUUACAAUCUUGGAGAACAGGCUUUAGAUCUGAUGGUGGUAAACUAUGAAAAUUGUCCACCUUCUAUUAUUGUCCUAGGAGAAAGAAACAUAUUCUGUCUAACUGAAGUAGGAAAGCUGAGGUGGAUGAAGAAAUUGGAGUAUGAACCCAGCUGCAUUUACCCGUACUCUUCAGUUGUAGAAAACACAGUGAAUUGUCUGGUGGCCACUCAUACAACAAAUUCUCUCCUGAUUUACCAAAACUUCACACUAAAGUGGGCAGCUAAGCUUGAUUUUACUCCGGUCCAAGUUAGAAUGGGCACUUUUCAGGACCUGAAGGGUGUGAUAGUGAGCUUGUCUGACAAAGGUCGUCUGGAAUGUUCCUAUCUCGGUACAGAUCCAGCUUUGUUCAUACCUCCAGUUCCAGAAUCCAGAGAAUUAAAUUACGCUGAAAUGGAUCGUGAAAUGGCAGCACUUCAGAAGAAAAUCAAGCAAUCAUCGCACAAAACCGUUCUGAUGCCCAAUCUGAAGAAGCAGGAAGACGAUGUUCAGUUGAUAGCUCAUGUAAACCCCAACCUGGAUGAUGUCUCCAUGGCUACCAAGCUGGAAUUUGAAGACCCAGACCCUGUCCCGUCCAUCACUGUCCGUGUCCAGGUUAAAGCCAGGCUGACCAUAGAACAUGUCAAAAUGCAUGUCCAUGUGUGUUGGCCACUCAAGUCCAAUGUAUCAUCGUUUGAGAUUCCCUCUGUGGAUCCCAGUAAUCCCUCAGAGUAUUUUGUGGCGUUCUACAUGGUGGGGAAGGCCCUCCCUUCUGAGAUGUCUGUCUCUAUAUCAGCGAACUACACGAGUGCAUCAGGUGCUCCAAGAGUUGCCACAGCGAGGGCCAAACUGCCCAUAAAACUUGUGAUGAAACCAGUCCCUCCAGUGAAAAAUGCUGAGUAUAAACUGACGCUAGACAGUAACAAACCACCAGCCAACUUAAAUGAAGUCUUUCCAGAUCUGCUCGGGGAAAACGCUGGAGGACAGGGAGCUGCUCUCGGGUUUCAGUAUUACGGAAAUGGUCCCAUCGUGUCGGUCUUGGCAUCCAAAACUUCUCAAAGGUACAGACUUCAAUGUGACCGAUUUGAAGCCAUGUGGCUAAUGGUGAAGGAGUUGGCAGGCAGACUAAACAGUCACUUUAAUCGGAGUAAAAACGACAACUUUACAAUAUAUUUCUCCGGACAAUUACCACUGCAAGAAUUCUUUGACUUGAUUGAUGCUCACUUUGAGCAUCGACUGAAUGCAGAUAGGUGCAAAGAAAUGUUAAAUCAGAGAGCUUCACAAUUCCGUGCAAUACAGAGACGACUGUUGACUCGGUUCAAGGAUAAAACACCUGCUCCUCUAGCUAACCUAGAUACAUUGUUAGAAGGAACCUACAGACAGAUCUUACACUUAUCGGACACAAUAGAAGAGAACAAUAAAUCUCAGGAGGUGGCAGCACUCAGUCUGUCCGGCGGAGCCUAUCUGUUUAACUACCUGAUCAAGCUGUGGACCAGCAUGUCAGACGAUGAAUUCAAGGUUUUACAGAACACCAUUACACCUGUUGUAUCCAGCUCCACAGAACAGGGAUGGCAGGAGUCAGUAGAUGCAGCAGUUACACACCUCCUGAGGACAACUUUAGCCAAGUCCUCCAAAGACCAGACCCUGAACCCCCAACCUCUUCAGAUCCCAGAGGACACCACCAAGGUCAAGAAACACAUUGCCCUGAUGUGUGAUAAACUGGGCAAGGGAGCCAGGCUGGUGGAUGGACUACCUCAGAACUCCAUGGUAAACAUAAAUCCCUCACCAAGAAAAGAGAAGAAAGCCAAAGUUUCUGCUACAAGUAAAACCGUUAUGGAAAAUGGACAUAUAGAUAAUAGUGAUGAUACAGAGACUCUCAUAGGAAGUCAGUUUGGACAACAUAAGAGUAAACAUAACAAAGAGCCAGAUUUUGGAUCCGAUCUUAAUGGGUUGACUGAUUUGUCAAUGUUAGGAUUACCGGCAGAAAAUGUUGCAUUUAAUGAUGAAAUGACUGAGAAAAAGAAGAAGAAACACAUAGAAGCAAUGGUUCCUGACUUGGAUGAUAUGGAGGAUGAACCAGUGAUGCUAGAAAAUUAGUACAUGGUGCCAUGUUUUAUGUACACAGUAAAAAAACGUGAGAUCAUCAGUAUUGAUACGAGUGAGAUAUUCCGUCCAUUAAGGGAGAAGCUUUCCCUAUGUACUUAAUUAUUCUGCACCGUGAUAUCUGCUAUAGAUAUCUAAAUAGUGCAAGUGUUAUUUAUAUCUACAUCAGUUCAUGUGUUGGUGAUAUCUACAUCAAUGUGUUAAUAUGUUAACGAAGAUAAAUCUUCAGACUUCAUCAAUCUCUCCUCUCAUGCACAAGGUUGUGGUGAUUGAGCAACUAAAGGACAGUGGUUUUAUUGUCAUUAAAUUUUUAUUCAUAUGUGAUUGUAUUCACUAUUUUAUUUUGAGAUUAGUGGACGAAUGUGCUGAUCUUGAACUUGUUAUUUUAAAAGGUUGUUAAAUUAUUCGAUGGUCAUACAGGUCUCAACGUCAUGAGUAAUUUGGUCAGAAAAUUUGUUCCAAUGCUGACCAUCUUGCCUCACUAAGAAUAAUUCAAUAUUGAAGUGCAUUCCUAUUUACAUAUCUCUGCUCAUAGGCUGUAUUACUGCCUAUCAUGUAAUGGCAGUUUUCCCAAAGCCUCUAAUACUUAUCUAUUGGGUAAAUAAGUAAGUAAAUUUCAUUAUAUAAAUACCAAAUAUAGUCCAUUAUAAAACUGGUAGUUUAUAGGAACAUUCCGACCAAAGUAACUGGCUCCUACCAGUAUUACAGGAGAUAACUCAAUCUUUUGGUCACAAUGUUCUAUAUAACUAUGGAUCUGUUUGCCAAAUUUCAUGUGCCAGGAUUUCUCAAGGUUCUAAUAUAUGAUAGGCAACAUGAAAACUCAACAAUAACACCCCACCCCCCAGGCAACUUACCUUGGUUUUCCCUGCCAAGUAUUAUGUUGUUUGUCCGUGUAAAGAAGGAACUUCUCAUCGUACGAUUUGAGACCUAGGAUCUGUACGACAUACCUCCACUGUACCACUGUAUACAGAUCUGUGAUGUUUUAACAGUUUGAAAACUAUACUUAUUUUAAAACUCAACAAAUCCCUUCGUACCUUCAUAGAAGAAAAUCUUCGUUUAACUAUUUUAUUGUAUGUUUUUUUGUUAUUUUUAUUUAUUCUUUGCUAGUUGUGUAUAGAAUGAUGAAAUACUUAUAUUGUUAUGUUUUAAUAUUUAUAUAUUCUGUGUCACAAAUUAUCAUUUGUAGUUUGAUUAUGAAAUCUUUUACUUUAGUGAAGGUAUCUUUUUCCAUAUCAAGAUCAUUCAAACAAAGUGUCAUCAUCAAAAUGAUUGAAAAAUAUUAGUUAGAAAUCAGAACUAAUUGUAUGAAUUCCAAUAAGAUGCUGGAACAAAAUUCGUUUUCAACAUAGUCUUAUCAUGUCAACAAAAUGUUUUUUAUUGGUGCAUUUUGCCACAAGAGAAUGUAGAGGGAGCAUGUAGAGACUGUCACUGUUUAGUAUUUUUAGUUGCACUGUGUCAGCGUGUGGUGUAAAUCCUGUCCACCCUGUGUCUUGUUGUGAUGAUGACCAGUAUCUGUAUAUAUCCAGCUGCUCUUCUGUGUUCAGUUUGUAACUUCAUUCAUUGAUAGUAACUGCAUAUGGUGUUUAGCACAUCUCACUUGAACUGAGCUUUUUCUGAUUGAAAUUCAUUGCCUGAGUCUCUCGUUGGACAACCUUUCACAGGUGAGACUGGUUCUCUAGAAACUGUCAACUAAGUCCAGUCCAACUGGACAGAGAGCAACCUUCUGUUUGAAGAUAUUUAAGUUUCAUCACGUGAAGGACCAUGUCCACUUUCUAGGGAUGAUCUUCAUGGCAUAUUGCGUGCGAUAAUGAAAAUAAGAUGGGUUGACUUAAAAGUGUUUUUAGAGAACUACUUGGCCAGUGCUUACAAAAUAUGUGUGAAGGCUUCAUUACACAGUAUGGAUAGACUGUUGUAGGCCUCAGUGAAGAGUUCAAGUGAUUCUGUAUGAGCAAGAUAUCUCAGGUAAAUGUCAUGGCCCAUGGGCCAUCUAUAAGAAAAGGAGGGAGGAUACAUUAUAAUUUAUUUCUGUUAUUUCCUUAGUAGUAAAAUCAUUUUCAGUGUGUAGAUUUAACUUUGCAAGCUUUACAUUUUUUAAGAUUUGGAAAACGUGAAUGAUGUGUUAAAUUUAUUGGAUAAUAUAUAUAUUUUCCUAUGACAUUCAGCGAAAUAGAGAACUAUUAACAGAGUUAAAGUGGUUCAUCUUAUUUGUAUUGUUUUUGUAUGAUGUUUUAUGGAUGUAAAGAGGGAGAAGACAAGGGAGAUAACUGAGGUGAUAAAUGACUAGACAUUGUUACAGUAAUUCACAGGACAACACUGUCUCCUUUUUUAUGGAUAUUAUGAAAUAUAUUUUUGAAAGAAAAAAAAAACACCAACUUUUGAUUCAGGUUAGAAUAUAUGUAGUACAUAGGCAAACAUGUCAUUCUUCAGAUUCAAAGUAAAUUUUUGUCUUUAAAAAAAUUGUCCCCAAAACUACACCAGUCUAUUUACAAAUCAAGUUGUGACAUCAAUUUUGUUUUACUUGUAAAAAAGUAACAUACUGUUAAGUUUUCAAUGGUCAAAUACUAAUAGGCUUAAGGUAUCCGACCCAAAUAUCCCCAAAUUUAUAAAUGUUAUGUAAUGCAGAAGGAAAAGAUAAGUACCAUGCAAAGUGAUUCACUAAAAGAAUUUCAGAAUUGAUUAGACUUAUAAGACACAUACACUGUAAACAUUAGGCCCUCUGAGAAAAAUACAUUUCUGACUUAUGAAAAUCAAUUGAAAUAUAAUUUUUGAAGAAAGCUCAUGGUGAAAAGGUUCAUAUUACAAUGGUCUUUCAAAAUAUGCAAAGGAAAGUAUUGGUCACCAUACAGAGUAUGAAGGUAUUUCAUUCUUUCUAAAUUAUAACUUUAAAACAAUUGGAAUCACUAUAAAUAAAACUAGGCCCCAUAUGCUAUCGCCACCAUUUCUAUCAUCACACUAAAAAUGAAGGAGUUUGUUGUUAUUUAAACAAUAAAAUCCUUUUAUUUGUUGUUUUAUUGGGUGAUGAAGACAGCUAGCAUUGCAGAAAAAAAAUCAUUGUUGACCAUUUCGAUACUUUAAUAGCCGAUGCACACUGCAUACUUCGACCUUGACGGCGCUCCAUAUUUAGUAAUUACGCGGGCAGGUGGUAAUAAAAAACGGGAUCUGACUAGUCUGUGACCAUUGUAUGAUGAAAGUGAAUGUAAAUGUACUGUUUGUGAAAGUUAAUGUCUUUAUGUAUGGGAUACCUUAAAUUUUUCAUUAUUGAGAACAUUACUAGACAAAGUGAAUAGAAAACUGAUAGAUCUUUCUAAAUAUAUGUACUAUGUUCUACGAUGCUUUGUGAAUGCCUGGUUUGUUUCAUGUUAAUUACUGGAAAGAAUUGCAGCCCUGAUAAUAAAUCCAAAAACAAUAACAAAA